AUGAAAGUAGCGACUAAUAUUGCCUUGCUGGCGUUUGCUGCGACUGAAGUCGCCGCAUAUCCUAAGAUGGCUGCUGAACAUGCAGAAAGACUUACAAAGUCACAACGUGGAAAGCGAAGCACAGCUGCUCGAGAUCCAUUGCAAAAACGAGCCGGUUUUGAUGCCGCCUCGCAGUAUGUUAGCACGACAGGAAAGCAUACGUUCGUUGCACCCAAUUACGGUGCAGGAGAUGUUCGAGGUCCCUGCCCUGGCUUGAAUGCCGCAGCAAACCAUGGAUACAUUCCCCACAAUGGUGUUGGAACAAUUGGCGAUUUCAUAGACGGUACCAAUGUUGCCUAUGGCAUGUCAUUGGAUCUUGGGGGGUUUCUUGGGGUCUACGGCGCCGUGUUUGACGGUAACUUGCUAGCUUACUCUAUUGGCGGACCAACAACUAACAACGCCCUUCCCUUGGGUAAUCUUUUGGGUGUUACCGGACCACCUCAAGGACUUUCCGGAUCGCACAACAAGUACGAAAGUGACACAUCUCCAACUCGCCCGGAUCUCUACUUAGCCGGGCAAUCCUACGACGUUGAGGUUCCUCUUUUUCAGAAGUACUAUGAUGCUUUGAUUGAAGGCGUUGGUGCCGACGCACAAUAUCAAGGACUUCUUGAUUUCAGAAUCGACCGCCAUAAUAACUCUAAAACAACCAACCCUUACUUCUUCUCUUCACCUUUCGCCGGUGUUCUCGUCUCACCUGCUGGUUACAAUUUCCCCGUUCGAAUGAUGUCCAACAAAUCUGCCGAAUUUCCAGAGGGCUCUUUGACCAAGAGUGAUCUGAUGUCUUUCUUCGCUAUCACCGGCGAGUCUGGCAAUUUUCAAUAUGCCCCCGGCCAUGAACGCAUCCCAGAUAAUUGGUACAAGAGAGCCACUGACGAUGAAUAUUCUAUCGCCGGCUUCCUUGCCGACGUCAUCGACUACGCAGAGCAAUAUCCUCCUCUUCUUGACAUUGGUGGAAACACGGGUAAGCCCAAUACCUUCACGCCCGUUGAUCUUGGAUCCUUGACCAAGGGUGUGUUCGAAAGCGGAACUUUACUCGAAGGGAACAAUUUGGAAUGUUUCGUCUUUCAGGCUGCACAAGCAGCAAUUCCCGACAUUGCAGGUGGCACUCUUACAAGUAUUGGCAAUUCCAUUCAGCCAUUCUCCGAUACCGUAGCUCAGCGCCUUCUUGGCUUGGGUUGCCCAAAACUGGAAGGUAUUGAUCAAAAGUCAUUCGAUAAGUUUCCAGGCUACACUAAAUGCAAGAAUGGAUGUUCAUCGUAUUAG
Sclerotinia borealis F-4128 is the source of this 1302-nucleotide messenger RNA. NCBI's taxonomy places the organism in Eukaryota, Fungi, Ascomycota, Leotiomycetes, Helotiales, Sclerotiniaceae. The record is from the annotation of a GenBank genome assembly.